AUGGAAAAUCGUAUCGCAUUAUCUGUGCUUGCGGGGUCAUUGGUUGUGUACUUGCUGUACAGGCGAUGGUCGAAGAUUUCAAUAUCUGACGUCCCGGGACCAAGAUGGCAGUCCUUCUGGACAGGAAACAUAAAGCAGCUCCGACAUGAAGAGGUAAUCACUAUGGACACUGAAUGGCAAACUAAUUUUGGUAAUGUUGCACGCAUCUGGUACCCGUUCGGGAGGGAAGCACUCUGGAUAAGCGAUCCACAAGCCAUGAAGUACAUUCUCCAGAAAUCUGGUUAUGCCUUUGAGAAGAUCCCAGAACGAAGAAUAGCAGCAAAACUUAUAGGCGACGGAGGACUUGAUGGGGCUGAUGCUCAUGUAAUAUCCAUAGCAUUAUUUGGCUAUCGUACUGGGUGCCUGGAGAACGAGGACAAUGAGCUUGCCAAGGGGUACAUGAAUUUCUUACCAUCAAGCUUGAGACUCAUGUUCGAGACAUUGGCAGAGUAUUUGACGGUCCCAAUUGCUUCCGCAUUGUACUUGAACUUGCCCACAAGAGUUGCGGCGAAGUUGCGAUUCAACAGGAACGUGGCGCAUCGUGUCGCCGAAGAGUUGUUGGAGACAAAGCUCUCGCAAGGGCUCCCGCGAACGGACAAGCGAGAUCUCAUGAGCAUCUUUGCGCAAGCCUGCAAAUCCAUGCAUGCGCAUUCAAGGAUGAGCCGCUACGAGGUCAUCUCACAAGUACGCACGAUUAUGUUUGCGGGCUCGGAGACGACGACAAACGCGCUCAGCUUUGCGCUCCUGGAGCUGGCGAAAUACCCACACUACCAGCGUCGUCUCCGCUCGGAGAUUAGAGCAAUGGAAGAGACCGUUCGUGCACGAGGCGACGAAAUCUCUCCCGCGGAAGUGGAGGCAAUGCCCUUCUUGCAGGCGUUCAUCAAGGAAGUACUGCGCCUCCAUCCACUCGUUCCGUACAUGUACCGCCAACCCGUCGCCAACGACAUCAUUCCCUUAUCUAAGCCAAUCACCACUCGGUCAGGUCAGGUAAUUCACGAAUUACCUGUUCCAGCGGGCCUGCGUCUUGUACUCUCCAUACCGAGCUGCAAUCGGGACAAAGAUAUAUGGGGGGAAGAUGCCGAGAUCUUUAAUCCCGACCGGUACCUAAUCCCUCCCAGAGAGCGGACAAUCGUAAUUGAGCACUCUGAGAAUUGUUCUGUCUCUGUUCAUUAA
Messenger RNA from Postia placenta MAD-698-R-SB12, 1212 nucleotides. RefSeq lists its product as hypothetical. The coding region runs from base 1 to 1212 and encodes 403 amino acids. Gene Ontology annotation, molecular function: heme binding; oxidoreductase activity, acting on paired donors, with incorporation or reduction of molecular oxygen; monooxygenase activity. The record is from RefSeq and is a predicted model, not a curated record. The transcript has 7 exons. Lineage: Eukaryota; Fungi; Basidiomycota; Agaricomycetes; Polyporales; Adustoporiaceae.